AAGUGGAAAGUAGAUCAACACAAAAUGGACGUGAAUAAUCUGGGUGGAAAACUAAAGCGAUUUGCUGGUUCUGCCGGCACUGUUUUUAACAGAGCUGUACAGUUUACAGAGGAGAAGCUUGGAUCUGCUGAGAAGACAGAACUUGAUGCUCAUUUUGAAAAUCUCCUAAACCGGGCAGAAAAGACUCGAGUAUGGACCGACAAAACACUCCAUGCCACAGAGGCCCUUUUGCAGCCAAACCCAAACAUUCGCAUGGAGGAGAUGUUUUAUGAGAAACUGGACAAGAGGAAGAGAGACCGCAACAAUGUACAGGAGUCCCUGGGCUCUGUCCUGGUGGAUGCAGGCAACGAGCUUGGACCAGGCACCGCAUAUGGUAAUGCGCUGGUAAAGACAGGUCAGACAGAGAUUUUGAUAGGGAAUGCAUACAGAGAGUUUGUCACAUCAACAGCAAACAACUUCCUUCAACCACUACAGGGCUUCCUGGAGGGCGACAUGAAAACGAUAAUGAAGGAGAAGAAGAUUUUAGAAACAAAGCGGCUGGAUUUGGACUCAUGUAAAAGUCGUCUCCGUAAAGCGAAGCAGGUUGCAGUUCAAACUCAGGAUGAUGUGAUCAAUAAAGCGGAGGCAGAUCUGAGACAUGCCCAGUCGGAGUUUGACAGACAGGCUGAGAUCACUAAACUGCUCCUUGAGGGAAUUGCAAGCACACAUGCACAUCACCUAAGAUGUCUGAAUGACUUCAUAGAGGCUCAGAUGACAUUCCACGCCCAGUCACAGCAGUACAUGGCCGACCUGCAGAAACAGCUUGGCAGUUUUACGGCCAUUCCCGGGGUAACAGGCACUUCAUGCAACACCACGCCCAACAGUCUCGGUCUAAAUAACGCUAGCACUCUAUCACCCAACCCCUACCCACCCGCAAUACAGGUCACCGCGUCCACCCCUGCCUCCGAGAAAAAACAGGCGCGCGUUUUAUAUGAUUACGAUGCGGCAGACCCUUCAGAAUUAUCACUUUUAGCAGACGAGCUGAUUAUAGUCUACAAAUUACCAGGCAUGGGACCUGAUUGGUUGAUGGCUGACAGAGGAAGCCAAAAGGGGAGAGUACCAACAACAUAUUUAGACAUAUUAGAAUGAGGGUGGCUUAGGGUUUUUUAUUAUUUAAAUCUUAAAUGGUAUAAUGCUUUUUACUUCUUGUAAUAGAAUUUUUAAAUCUAAUCUGUAUUUGGCGUGAAAUUUAUUGAUACUGAAUUUACUUGCUUUCACAUUCAAUGGAGAUUGGUUCAUCUUCUUUUUGUCUCUGUGUCUCUAGAUUAUUUUUUUUAAAAACAUUAACAUAAUAAAAUCUUUACAAAAAAAGUACAGUAAUUAAUGUGUGAGUUGUAAUUUUAACCUUAAAUAAUUGUGUAGAAACAGUUAUCUAGCGUAUUACCAACAUUUUAUGUUGAGACUUAUUAUAAAGACUUAAGUGGCAAGGAAUUUUAAAGCAUUGUUAGAAAUACAGAUUUCAGUCAAACAAUAUUUAUAUAUUGGUAGGCUGUGCAAUGAUGUAUUUUUACUAACCAAACUUUUUAAAAUUGAUUUGUUUAAUGUUAUGAUGUAUUUUUUGUCCCAAUCAAUCAUGAGAAGUAGGACAAAAUAAUUUUCUUUGGUGGAUGAAAAUAAUUCAUUAUGAUAAUUAGCAUAUCAUUUCAUUUUUUCUGUGCAAAACAAUUGGAAGGCAUCAUAAUUAGAUAAACAUUUGGUUGUAAGUUGUAUUUUGUUGCUGUCUUUAUUUCAUUUGAUGACAGAAAACAUCUUUUCUAUCAUACCUCCAUUUUAAAAUGUACAGUGACCAUCAAUGUGAAUGUUUAUCACUAAGAGUGACUUGAUUGCUCGUGUGUACAGUAAACAUAUUUAUGUCAUCAUGUACAAAUUGAUGCAGAAAAUGGAACCAUUGUAAAUGCUAUGGUGUUCCAUUCUGGACAAAGUAUUACUAUAUAGCAGGGUUGUGUAAACAUUAAAUAUUGCCACAUAUAAGGCCCAGUGAUUGACUGCUUUCUUUUGGUGUAUUAAUUCAUGAUCUGAUGGGUACAUCAUUAUUUCGGAAUCUGUGAACAAAUCUUGUAACCAUAUUGUUGUAGGUUUACCAUGUGAACAUAUAUUAGAGAUUUUAUUUGAGAGAUCCAUUCCACUUAGAUCAAUAUAAUGGUAGCAACUAGAUUUAGUUAUUGUUUCUAAUGAUAGCAUGCAGGAGACAGUGUGACUGUUCAUACAAAUUAGUUUUAGAUUCAUUACUGUGACUUAAGUUUCAUAGCACUGGCUAAUCGGGGACAACACUUUCCGCGUAUUAUAGUAUUUUUUGUUUAACCCUUUCCCUCUCAGAAGCAAAGUGAAAAUGCUAUGUGCAAACAGCAUAAAACCAGAACAGCCUGCGAGUAACUCGCAGUCUGUUCAGGUUUUAUGCUGUUUGCUGCUCAUCAGUAACUAUGGGUUGGAAAUGAAGCCUUUAAAGUUUGAAUCUAGCAAAAGAUAUCUUAAAUUUGAUUUCAUUUUAUAAGGGCUACAAACAUGUCAAAAUACUAAUCUAAGUGGUAAAGUGUUAAACGAGGUCUUAACAAAAAUACCGUCUAGGCGGAAUGUGUCCUCCCCGAUUAGUAUUGUCUGCACAUGCAUAUGAGGGAUAAUAUUUCCCGCCUAGAUUUUCAUUUAGAGACAACUUUCUUGAAACAAGAAAUUCAAUAACCGGAAAGUGUCGUCCAUGAUUACCGUGCGAGGACUGCAAAUGCUAAUCUGGGACAACUAAUGCACUUGCAUUUAGCCCUGUUUUUUCAGUGCAAGGAUCAUUAAAAGUGAAAGGCUUUUAAAUAUAAAGUUUUAAUAUAGUUAAGUUGACAUCUGUAUAUAUACAAUCAAUCCAGACAUAAAUUAUUCAAAUGGACAUGAGUGUUCAAACUUCAUGUUGAAAGUUGUGUGCUUGAAAAAUGUAAAAGGCAUUCAUUCAUGAUCACUUGAAUAUAUUUUGAUAUAGAUGAAUUCUUCUUUAUGAUAAUCAAUAAUCCAGAUACUGUUUAAUUUUUUUUUAGAGUUUUGGUUUCAAUUGUUUGAAUUGUUUAUAAGUUUUAAAAAUAUUUUUCAUGUAAGAUUCCUGUUAGCUUUUUUACGUUCUUGGAUGUUUUGUUGCGAUCAGAGCUUAGAUAAAACAUGAUUAUUAAUAUGUGUCUUGGUGUUCGCAAAUAAAAAUGUAGUGCUGUUGUGUGCAAUAUUCAUUCAAUUGUUGUUGUUGCUUUAUUAUUUUUAUUUCCGGUUUUCUUGCAGUGUAAGUUAUGUUUGUGCAAUUACUGUCAGCCAAUGUAUACAUGUUGCAUUUAUACAUCACAUACACAUUUCACCCUCAACCUUGAUCGUAUAUACAAUGUAUGUAUAUAUGGAAUAUUACGCUAGUUUGGUGUUCCAAGAACAGUGUUGUAUUUCCUCAAGGGCACCUGACACAACAAACAACACUUUACCAGAACACCAUGCUUAUGUAUAUUCCAUUAUUAUAUACCUGUUUUUGUUAAAUACCAAAAUUAAGUCAUUAACUAUGUAAUGUCAAGUAUUUUUAAACCCUGAACAAUGUUGCAUCAAUGCAUGGCAUUGAUGUCACUUCCUGUGCAAAUUAAAAAAUGUCCACAUUUGUCAAAGUUAAACAAACCUUUGUUUUGACUCAAGAGAGUAGCGGUAGUCCAGCUACGUGUAUGAUAUGGGGGAAAAAAUCUGGAAGUUACUGUCUUGUAUUUCAGAGUUAAUACAAUAUGUAUUGGUGGCAGAAAAAAAGGUAUAUCAUGAAUUCACGUGUAGUGACAGUAUUUGAUUUAUGAAUGAGCGAUACCUUUAUAACAUGCUUUACUGGUAGUUUCUUAGAUGCUUAGAUUAUGAGGGACAACCUGAUUUAUCUGUUUUAAACGCGAAACUAUUACUGAUACAAUCACUGCUGCUGAGUUGAGGGUAUAAAUGUUGUAUCUUUUGAAAAUGAUUACCGGGUACAUUAGUUAGAAUAGUCUUGCAUUCAUUAUCUUUGAAAUUUUGUCUGGCUACUCACUAUAACAUAUGCUUUAUAGUACCUUGUAUUUUCAGCAACUAUUUGUAAAUGUUAGCAACCAGUUACAAAGUUUUCUUUAAACUUUAACCUCUGCACUAGCUUUUGUAAAACAUAGAUUUGAUGUACAUUUUUGUAUAUGUAUUGCAUAGCCACAUUGCAAUUUAGGAAAAAAUAAGUACAUGCACAAAAUAAGGUGCACAUACUUCCAUAAGAUGCACAUUAACGUGUUACCGGGUAUUUGUAUUUAUGUGGGUUUUUUGCACACACAAAAAUAUGUGUUUUUCAUUAAAUUAUGCUGAAAAGUCCAUUUUUAAGUGUAAACUUAAAUUGGCAUCAAUUUGUUAUAGAAAUUGACUAAAUGAGGAAAAAGAAUUCAAUUUUAUUUCUGCACACAAUAAGGUCAUCAUGCAGGAACCAUAAACAAACUUGAGGUUAUUCUAAAAUAUUACAAAUAAAGUACAAAAUAAUUAUUUACCACUGCUGGAAAAAAAUGCAAAUUUAUAGCGCAGAUUUAGUCUUGGAUAACAAUAUUUUAGUCAUUUAGCCUGGGGUGUGUUAAAUGAUUUGGGAAAUCUAAUUGAAUUACUUUUUUUUUCUUUUAUUGCUCUAUUCCAGAUGAAAAUAAUUUUGUAUAGAAAAUUAUGUUUAUUUGCACUGUGUAUAAAAUAUGUGUCAGAAUCUGUGUACGUUGGUGUGUUUAUAGUACUAAAAUAUGGAAAUAUAUGAAAUAUCAAUAUUAUAGCUUGAUUGUGUUUAUUUUGCUUCUAAGUUUGCCAUGUUUAAAUACUAUGCAAGAUUCAGGCACACAUGCUGCAAAAAAUCCAAACUACUUGAGAAAUAUUCAACAAAAUUAAGUUUGGGACAUUUAAGAAAAUAUUUAAGAAAUCACUUUAUAUAUAAUCUAUGUAACACAUGUAUCAGUAUGUACUAAGGAAAACAAUAAGAUUUAAAACUUUAAUUUAUAUUGCAAGGAAAAAAUUGAGAUUUAAAACUUUAAUUUAUAUUGCAAUUUGUAUUCACAAUGUGUAUCAUUCUCACCUUUAAGCACUCUGUACCAUGUAGUUUGGUAGCGAACCCUACAGUAUAUGUACCCUAGCUGGCCUUUUCAGUUUGACAUACCAAAAAGCAUAAUGGUAGUUGAUCUUGAAAUACUUGCAUCUGCUUAACCAGUUCAUAUCUUAUCCAGUAUUUAUUUAAUUGAAUCACAAUUUGGUCAGUAACGAUGCACUUUUCACCCUUUCUAUCACCACUUUGAUGUAAAUUUUAUGUUUAUAUAUAUAUCCAAUGGUAUUGUCAAUUUUAAGAUUUAAUGUGUGGGUGUGAAUAUAAUAAUGCAGUCAUUCCCUGUACAUGACUAUUAAAGUUGAAAUCAGA
Dreissena polymorpha is the source of this 5425-nucleotide messenger RNA. RefSeq names its product endophilin-B1-like. The coding region runs from base 25 to 1128 and encodes 367 amino acids. The record is from RefSeq and is a predicted model, not a curated record. Gene Ontology annotation, cellular component: cytoplasm; membrane. Gene Ontology annotation, biological process: membrane organization. The transcript is spliced from 10 exons. Lineage: Eukaryota; Metazoa; Mollusca; Bivalvia; Myida; Dreissenidae. Gene Ontology annotation, molecular function: protein binding.